Enterobius vermicularis (human pinworm) is the source of this 1107-nucleotide messenger RNA. The record is from the annotation of a GenBank genome assembly. Lineage: Eukaryota; Metazoa; Nematoda; Chromadorea; Rhabditida; Oxyuridae.
AUGGCUAAUGCUGAGAGGGUGCAAGUGGACAGUGUUUGCAACGGGCUUUGUGGAAAGUAUGCGCAGCCAUCUGGCAGAAAAGUUGUUGUGGCAGUGGCUGCCAGGGCGGAAAGAAAAGGGGAAGAGGUGGAUAUUUUUUUGGAAAUUAUUGAAGAAGAUUUUUAUGGAAUUCCAACAGAGCUGUUUGUGAUGGGCCGCCAACAAAAACAAAAAUUUCAGAAAGUUCAAGUUGUAGAGGAGGGAACCAACAGUUUCAAGAUUGGCAUGGCACUUUUUACACCCGGAGAUGUUGUAUGGGCAAAAAUGCGAGGACAUCCACCGUGGCCUGCUGAGAUCUUACAUACUUCUGCACAGUUGACAGGUGUCCCUUCCGGCAGAUACUCAAUUAAAUUUUACGGUACUUAUGAAACUGCUAUCAUGAAAAGUGCCGAUCUUUUUGAUUUUGUGAAGCAUAGGGCACAAUUUGAAGUUCGCAGAGAAAAUAAGGUAAAGGCAUUUGUUCAGGGUUUCAUGCUGGCAGUUCAAGAGGCUCGGCAAGCCGUUGGUCUAACAAACGAACUAAAACGAGAAGAAGCUUCUUUAGUACGUGCGAACGCGAUACCGAGUACGAGUGAAGUGGAUUCAGGAAGACGAUCAAUGAGUCGUUCUAGACGUCCGAGUUCUAGAUUUAAUUCUGAUGAUUAUGUAUUGCAACCGCUUAGGGGCCGGGGCAAUAGUCAGUCAAACAACACCCCUGAAUCUCCGACAAAAAAUAAGUCUAAGGGAAACAAAAACGAGAAGAAGAGUCCGGUGGUAUCAGAAAGACGCCGGAAGAACAGUGGCAGUCCUAUAGGUGGCCAUCGAAAACGUACAAUUUCGGCAUAUUUUGACUUGGAUGUUUCUGACAAUGACCCAAUGCUACCGCCUAUGCUAGGUGACGAUUUCAGUAAUUCUUUACUUGAUGGGUUCCAUUCGGAUGCAAAUACAGAUGGUUCAGGUGUAAAUGGAGUCAAGCAAAGACGUACUUCCAAACCGAAAUUUGUUGAAGAUUUCAUUACACCGUCUAGGAGCAGAACUCCUAGUCGUGAACGUAAUAAUAGCACUUCCUCCUCAGCUCGCACGAGGUGA